Paramecium octaurelia is the source of this 1169-nucleotide messenger RNA. The record is from the annotation of a GenBank genome assembly. NCBI's taxonomy places the organism in Eukaryota, Ciliophora, Oligohymenophorea, Peniculida, Parameciidae.
AUGUCCGAGCAAUUUUAAGGUAGGUCCUCCCAUGGAUAAUUGGAAAGGAAAUUCGAACCGGCUAUCGAGAACCCAAAGCCUACCCAACAAACUAGAAAUAUAAAUGUGACAGGGGUAAAUAGGGAUUCCAAAACUAUUCAUUAUCCAAAAUAACCUAAGGUAUUUAACUUGAGUUCAUUUAGCAGAUAUAAAUAAUCAAGGUUCCAUAAAGAUGUGGAAGUAAUUAAACUGUGUGUUCAGUUUAAGGAUUUAGUACAUUAACAUAUGAUGAUAUUAGACCAAAAGAGAAAGAGGAAAGUGUAAUAAAUAAAAUAAUGAGACUAUUUACUCGGGAAGUUGAUCCUUGUAAAUGCUUGCCUUAUUAAAAUAAUACUUGCAUCAAGGCUAAGGAGUGGUUAGGAAACUACGACACUGAAAAAUUAAAGUCCAAAUAUUCUAAUUUAUUGGAAAGUAAGUGUGAACCAAAGAUCAUCAAACAAAUAAAUCUUGAUGUUGAAAGAACUCAUCCACUUAAGAAUUACCCCUAAAAAUUAUCUGAUUUACAAUAGGUUUUGAUUGCAUAUUCCAAAUACAACAAAAUUGUUGGUUACAUGUAAGGAAUGAACUUUGUUGCUGCUGGAUUGAUUUAUCAUUCUGACAAUUACGUUGCCUUUGAAUUACUCAGAAAACUCAUUGAUUAACUAUAAAUGAAUGACCUUUAUUCGCCUAUGUAAGUUUAUAUAAUAGUAGGUCUCCUGGUUUAUCGAAACAUAUCUAAUUGAUUGAUUAUCUCAUCCUAACCAAGAUGCCAGACUUAUACUAACAUUUCUGUAUCAACGGUGUGAAAGUGGACAUGUUUUGUGCCUCGUGGUUAUUUUCACUAUUUGGAAUGAUGAUCCCAAUCCAGAAACAAGUGAAAUUGUUCGAUUGUAUCUUCAGGUAUGGUUGGACAUACAUCUAUCAAUUGAUUAUUGGUUUCCUCCUUUAUCAUUAAGAGAUUUUGAUGAGUGAAGAUAUGACUGGAAUUAUCUGCAUUCUUAGCCAAUAGAAUUACAGAAUCGAUGAUAAUGAGUUGGAGGUGGAUUGGGAUGAGUUGCUUGAUGCUUCCCUUAAUGUCAAAAUCAGCAAGACAUUUAUAUAAGAAAUGCAUAUGAGAUUUGAUACUAAGAUUUAGACAUUUAAAAUAUGAG